This is a messenger RNA of Malassezia sympodialis ATCC 42132, 507 nucleotides long. RefSeq names its product F1F0 ATP synthase subunit delta (gene ATP16). Gene Ontology annotation, biological process: proton motive force-driven ATP synthesis. Lineage: Eukaryota; Fungi; Basidiomycota; Malasseziomycetes; Malasseziales; Malasseziaceae. The record is from RefSeq and is a predicted model, not a curated record. Gene Ontology annotation, molecular function: proton-transporting ATP synthase activity, rotational mechanism.
AUGGUGUUUGCUCUGGCCUCGCGUACGCUCCGCACCUCGAGCUACCGCCCUCUCCUCUCUAACAUUGGUGCUCGUCGUGGAUAUGCUGAGGCUGUGAGUGACAAGCUGAAGCUCAGCUUUGUUGUGCCCCACCAGGCGUUCUACGACAACGUCGAGGUGACUCAGGUAAACGUGCCUGCUGUGACCGGUGAUCUCGGUAUCCUUUCUGCCCACGUGCCGACUGUUGAGCAGAUCCGGCCUGGUCUCUUGGAGGUAAUUGAAUCGAGCGGCACUAGCAAGAAGUUCUUUGUUUCCAGCGGCUUUGCCACCAUCCACCCUAACAACCGCCUUACUAUCAACGCCAUUGAGGCAUACACUGUCGACAAGUUCUCGCCUGAGGCUGUCCGCCAGGGUCUGGCCGAUGCACAGCGCGUGGCUUCGGGUAACGGCUCCGCUGAGGAAAAGGCGGCGGCUGAGAUUGAAGUCGAGGUCUUUACGGCCCUGCAGCACGCUCUGUCUCAGAACUAA